CUUAUGUCAUUUGCUUCAAGACUUUAUCUGCUUAAGGGACUUUGUGUUUGGGCCAUGCCACAAUGGUUAUAAUUUGGAUUUUGUUGCUGAGUUCUUUUGAUCUUGGCCCACAGAUAUCCUGGGCUAAGAGCUUGUCUAGUACUGCUAAAGUACGUUGUACCAGAGGCAAACUGUGUGACCCCAGGCUGAGGAGAGAUGCUGGGGGACGUGGGGGAGUCUAUGAGCAUCUUGGAGGGGCACCGAGGCACAGAAAGCUUUACUGUGCUACCAAAUAUCAUCUUCAAAUCCAUCUCAAUGGAAAAAUUAAUGGAACGCUGGAGAAAAACAGCAUCUUUAGUAAGUUUGUCCAAAUAAGUGAAUGUAUUGAAGUUUUUCUUUUUUUUCUUUAUCUGCAAUGUUCUUUAUUUAAUGCAUUAACUAUCUGUUGUUUCUUACAGUGGGCUUGUUGCAUUUUAAUGUAAAGCAAACCUUUAUUUUAAGGGGUUUAUUCACUAAACAGUGAAUUGUGGUGAACUGAAAAUUCAGUUUCCUCAAUUUAAGACAAAGUAUACAAGUUGUUAUUAUAGGUCAUUUGUGCAUAUUGCUCUUAAUUUUACAAAUUUGGCUUUGGCAAAGUUAAAGUGCAUUGCUUAUACACCCCUAAUUGUUUAAUGUAUUGGAGCAAGAGUAAAAAAUGAAAUUGUAAUGUGUUUAUGAUAUAAAAAGAAAAUAUUCUAGUGAGAGAUUGUAUUAAAUUAAACUCAAGUUAUAGGUAAAAAGUUAUGUCAGAUAAAAAGAUGAGCUGAAACUCACUGCAUUCAUCAUAGGGUCAUCAUCAAUGCCCAGAACAGACUGGAGGCAUUUAAUCAAUCCAUAUUUUAAUUUCACAUAUAUCUUUGGCAUCUGUUUUGGUCCAAAUAAUAGAUGCAUAAGUCAGUAUAUUAGAUUGCCACUUUUUUAAACAAAAACUUUUUUUCUUUUCUGGAAAUAACUAUGCAAUCUGUUUGCUUUCAGCCUUAGCCAGUCUAGACAAAGAAACAAACAUUUUUUUUCUUUAUUAAUACAAAGACCUACGUUCACCUUUUUUCAUGUUGUCUCCUAUUUCGUUCGGGAGAUGUUUUCAUUGAAUGGGAUAGGACUUUCAAACGACAGAGCAUUAUCUUGCUCCAUGUGUGCUUUUCUCUGAAUUAACCUGGAGGGUAAGGGUGUACCUUCAUCCUUCAGCUGGGUCCGCAAGCACAUCAUCUGUUUAAGAGUGUCUUAUUUAUUUAUUUAUUUAUUAAAGGCAUCCAUUCUGGACAAUAAGCUCACUACAGCAUGCUAUUACACAAUUUGUUUAAUUUCCCUACUUUUAAAGCCUCUUGUCACUAAAAUCAAAAUCAGAAUACACUCUCUGUAUUCCAACCCAAUUGUCCCAUCUUGAUGUGGACAGUAAAUUCAUUUACAUAUCUGUUUGUCAUUCUUUUACAUAUCUGUUUGUCAUUCUUUUGAAAAGAGUAGGACAGUGCAAAAUUUAGAUCAGUGAUGAGCUAAAUUAGUGUAUAUACACCUGGUUACAUUAAUGAGUUAAUAUUAGCUCUAUAAAAAAUGUUCUAUCUCUAGGUAAAACCCAUCAUAUUCCUUCAACACACAUGGUAGUACAGAAUGUUGGAAAAGUCUUGGCAUGCUAUGGAAUUGGGGUUUUAUUAGUAAAGGUAAUAGUUUCAUAUAAGGGCAGUGAGGGAUACAGAAAUUUAAAUGUGCGGUGGCACUUUAAUUCUGCAAAUUACAUAUCCAGUAUUACAGAACACUCUGUUAUUGUUGAUAUUUUACAUUCACCAGAUAGCUGAACCCUAUAGUGCUUGGUAAAAUCUGUACCUGUAAACUCAGUUCCACGGUUUAUGUUAAUUCUGGAUUUUGGGAACACAACAUAUAGAUUUCUGUGGUUCAUGUGAAUAUUGAAAGGAUUAACUGGAACAUGAUCAAAUUUUAGGGGUUGUACCUUUGAGCAGAAAAAAAACCCAAACAUGUGAAUAAAUGCAAUAUGACCUUUGUGGGAAGGGUUUGGUUAAAAAACAUUUAACAGCAUCUUGCUGACAGGGAAUGCACUGUGAACAAGCACAAGCUGGUUCACUGCAUAAUGCUUAUCUAAAAUAAACUCAUCCCUUUGGCACUCUGAUGGUUAAAUAAGAGUAGGAUUUCAAGGGUUUAUUGACAAACCUGUAAAAAGCCAUAAUAGAUGGAGCUUAGUUCAGUUAAGUUUUCAGUCUCGCAUGUCAAUUGCUUUUCUUCUUUCGGACAUGCUUUUUAAAUAACACAUGUUGAACCUGACCUGUCCAUACAACAAAUGCCAGGGUGAUCCCUGGGAGGCCCUGCAACAAUACAUAAGAUCUUUGGGCAUUGUACGAGUUCAGUCCUGGCUAAAGCUACUUAUUCUCAAUAAAACAAAUUAACUGUGCUGUCUAUUUGUUGUAAUGCAUUAUCCCAACAUUUGGGAUUUCACAGAUUAAACCUGACUGCUUCACCAAUCGAGUGUGCCACUAAUACCCUGCAAAAUAUUGUUUGUUUUCCUAAUCCCCAAAUACUUUUAAAACAUUUAGACUCUUGCUUUUGAUGGCAAACAGAGAUUAGAAAACCUCAAAGGAUUGGGGAGGAGUAAGGAAACCACUAUUUCCUAAAAGGAAACUCUACUUAUGAAAAGCUUUUAAAGACAUCUCUCAUGCUUCAUGGACAGCACAGUACAUGAUCACUCACAACACAUGUGCAAUGAUACUCACACAGUUGUGAAAACUAUUCCUCGAUAUAAAAAUGAACAAGCCGUGGUCCUAGAUAUUAUUAUAUUGGUGCUUUUCUGCUGAUGACAAAUGUUUCUCAACAUCAACAAAAACAUGUUGGCGACAUUCAUUAAGGUGCCUUUUUUCUAAACGAAUGAAUGAAGUUCAAUGUAUAUUUAGUUUAAAUAAACCUGAUGAGCAAUUACAUAUUUUUUACAAACAUUAGAAACACUGGAUCAUCACAACAUUUGCUGCUCUGGAAAAAAUAUAAAAAGAGCAUCUAUGACCCUGUCAUCAUAUUUAUGGAGCAAUCUCCAUAGAAACCAAAGGAAUGUUCUUGCAGACUACUCUGCUUUUCGCACUUUACCCCGUUAAAGCUCUUUGCCCCCCCCGCCCCCCACCUAUGCAUUCUGUACAUAAUUAUCUGGGUAUCCCAGCAAGCACAGCCAAGUGACUUAAAUCUUCAGUAAUCAAAGGUGCAGUUUGGGUACAGCACGUCUUAAAUAGUUACUGAUGAUGAACAUAUCUGCUCAAACUUGUUUUUAUACGUAUGUGGUAAACACUUCACCACUAACGCUGUUAAAACAUAACAAAUUAGUUCAUUGAUACUGUCGUGUAGCAUAAAGAAAUAAUACAUGGGAAUUUUCUAAAUGUCAUGCAUGGAAAGUAGGGAUUAAAUAAUAGGUUUUGUUUAUUUCUAGGUAUAUUAGAAAUAACCGCUGUGGAUGUGGGAAUUGUCGCCAUCAAAGGCCUGUUCUCUGGGAGAUAUCUUGCUAUGAACAAAAGAGGGAGACUUUACGCCUCGGUGAGUGCCAUGAAAUGCCAAAAACCUUCUUUUCUCUGAAUCCAAACAUAAUAAAAAGGUGUUUCUUGCAACAGUUACUAUGCCUGCAUGAGCAUGUGUUUGUUUUACUUUGCAAAGGCAAGGACUGGGUUCAUGUUAGCUCAUAGGAGAAAUAAUUAUCCUGAGAAGCACUCUCAUAUAAACGGCAUAAUACUUCCUAAAGCAGCAUUGUGUGAUAAUUAUUUGACAGUUACUGCACCCUACAGAACAAUAAUACUGCUUAACCUAGGCUUUAAAUAGUUAAAGAGACCAUAGAGGGAAAAAACAAAACAAACAUUUUGUCAUAAAAUUUCCAUUCUUCAAAUUAUUAUUAUUAUUAUUUAUAUAGCGUCAGCGAUGCUGUACAAUGGGAAUCUAAAAAAGUAUAUAUUUAUAUAGUCAAAUCUUCAAAUGGUGUGACAGAUUUUACCAAUACGGUAUAUCUCUGAAAUGAUUAACGUCUACACUAUUAAGUUAUCUGUUCCACUAGAGUCCAUUUUUUGUAAACUAGAAAGAAAUGUGCAUAAUAAUGUUCACAUCAUAUCCCCCAGAUGAGACACUACAUAAUGAUAAAACAACAUCUCUGCUGGGCAGUAAAAAAAAAUUGAAUUUUUUUUUUCUUUUAAACGGAAGAGAAUAGCUUUCUUUGAAUUUGAAAAAACAGUGCAAACAAGUGCUGACGGUAUGCCGCUCACAAAUACUCAAAAGGGGCAGUGAAGAGGUUAAGAUAUCCAAUGGCCCAUUUGGAAUGAAAACGGCAAAAAAUAAUCUGUUGCACAGGUCACAUCUGGAAGGAUAUGGUGUCUGUGGGUCUCCGAAGCGAUAUCAGCCUGGGGGCCAAUUAAAGCGAAUGACUUGUAACUGUGCUGUAGCAGUAAACUGAAUGCUGUGCUAGAUGUACUUAAGCAGAUUUACCCUGAGCAUUAGAUUUUCUCUUUAUCGUGUAAAACACUGUAAAUUCUGCUAAUACCCAUUAUGUCUCUUAACUCCUUCAGACUUUUAUGAAAGGUAAAUCUGAAGCAUUCUAAUAGGAAAUUAGAAAAAACUAGACAAGUAUUCCUUCCAUUUCAUGGCUUAUUUAUCCAAGGCGCACAAACAAUGACUUUUUACUAAGCAGAUUGGUAAUGAUCUGUCAUGUUUUUUUUAAAUUUAAAUUAAAGCAAAUACUGUGUUAAGGUGUGCCGAGAGGGAUAGUAGGAAAAUGUGACUGGGUCAUCUUACUUCCCAACACACGUGCAUAUUUUUAUAUGCUACCUUGCACGUGCAUAGAAGCUUCUACGACAUGUGCAUGGGACUAAAAUUAUUUGUAUCAAAAGUCAGGGUGCAGGACUGAUCAUCGUGACAUAGUAUAUUCAUGUAACAUUAAAGGACCACUAUAGUGCCAGGAAAACAUACUCGUUGUCCUGGCACUAUAGUGCCCUGAGGGUGCCCCCACCCUCAGGGACCCCCUCCUGCCGGGCUCUGGGGAGAGGAAGGGGUUAAAGUUACCUCUUUCUCCAGUGCCGGGCAGGGAGCGCUCCUCUUCCUCGGCUGAAUGCGCAUGCGGGGCAGGAGCUGCGCGCGCAUUCAACCAGUCUCAUAGGAAAGCAUUCAUAAUGCAGUGAGAAGCAUGCAAGCGCCUCUAGCGUCUGUCAAGAGACAGCCACUAGAGGCUGGAUUACCUAUUUAUAAACAUAGCAGUUUCUCUGAAACUGCUAUGUUUAUUAAAAAAAAAGGGUUAAUCCUAGCUGGACCAGGCACCCAGACCACUUCAUUAAGCUGAAGGCACCCAGACCACUUCAUUAAGCUGGGUGCCUAUAGUGGUCCUUUAAGAAUAGACCCUGCAAAGCACUAAUGAUAUAACACAUGCCUCUGAUCAUUGCAUGUAAGAUACCGUAUUUUUCGCUCCAUAAGACGCACUUUUUUCCCCCUCAAAAGUGAGGGGAAAUGUCUGUGCGUCUUAUGGAGCGAAUGUGAAGAAUUACUUACCUGUCUUGGAGCGUGGGCCGGCUUCACAGCGCGCUCCGCGGUCCAGGAACUUCUAUUUCAGGUUCCGGUUUCCGGCGGGACUGAAAGGAAGUGUGCACACUCAGUGUGCACACUUCCUUUCAGUCCCGCCGGAAACCGGAACCUGAAAUAUUAGUUCCUGGACCGCGGAGCGCGCUGUGAAGCCGGCCCACGCUCCAAGACAGGUAAGUAAUUAUGGGACAAGGGGAGGGGGAGACACUAUGGGACAAGGGGAGGGGAGACACUAUGGGACAAGGGGAGGGGGACACUAUGGGAGAAAGGGAGGGGAGACACUAUGGGACAAGGGGAGGGGAGGAGACACUAUGGGACAAGGGGAGGGGAGGAGACACUAUGGGACAAGGGGAGGGGGACACUAUGGGAGAAAGGGAGGGGAGACACUAUGGGACAAGGGGAGGGGGGGACACUAUGGGACAAGGGGACACUAUGGGACAAGGGGAGGGGGAGACACUAUGGGACAAGGGCAGGGGGGGACACUAUGGGAGGGAAAGUGCACUAUGGGACAAUGGGAGGGGGGGACACUAUGGGAUCAGAACACUAAUGGACAAGGGGAGGAGGGGUUAAAGAACACUAUGGGACAGGGUAGGAGGGGUUAACAAUCACUAUGGGACAGGGUAGGAGGGGUUAACAAUCACUAUGGGGGUAGGAGGGGUUAACAAUCACUAUGGGACAGAGGAAAGGGGGGUUAAAGAUCAUUAUGGGACAGGGGAGAAAAAAAAAUAUUCUGAACAAACUGUCCCAUGGUAAGAAACACUAUGGAACAGUUUGUUCAGAAUAUUUUUUUUUCUGGGUUUCCUCCUCUAAAAACUAGGUGCGUCUUAUGGUGAGGUGCGUCUUAUGGAGCGAAAAAUACGGUAUAUAUAAUAGUUUUUUUUAUCUGAGGUAAUAAACAGGGAGCCCUCUAGACCUCAUGAUGCUCAGCAAUCAUUCUGAAACAAAAUGAGCAUAUCUAUGGUUCGGGAGAAAAUCACUGGUUUUUACUCCUUAAUAGCUGUUGCAUGUUGGCUAGCAAUAAUCUGUGAGUGAACCUAAAGAUUUCACACAUUCACAACAAGCUCCCAGUGCUGUGUUAUGCAAUAAUGUAUCUACUUGGUAAAUAAAUCCCAUAGAAAAGCAGAAACUGAGAAUUUAUGGACAUCUCCAAUCUUUUAAAAACACACACACACACAUAUGUAAAUGUGUUUGAAGAAAUGACAUCUCAAUGUCAUAUUAUAAUUAUAAAAAAGUUGUUGUCACAUCAUGGGAGUGCUAUUCAGGAUCGUACCUGCUACGAGGGGGCAUAAAAUGAACUCAGCAUGAAAGUUAAAAAAUGAACGAAUGGCCCAGUGGUACCCCGUUGCCAUCACCUGUGUAACAAACAUGAUCUCAGCCUGUUGAUAACCAGAAAUAUUGACAUCUAUAUUAUACUGAAUAACUAUGUGUAGCUUUUAGUGGAAUAGGGGAGAAACAACCUACUGAAGAGGAAGCACUCUUUUGACUUUUAGGCAGCAAAGUGAGCAAACUCACUUAAGACUUAAUUUGUGAGUUUACAUGAGAACAGGAAAAUGAAAAUCUAUUGUAAAUAUAGUGAUUACUCAGCCACUGACAGGCAGGUUUGUUUAGUUACCCUAUCUGUUUAUUGAAAUAAGGUAACACGAGCUGUUGAUAAAGGAAGGUUUUUGUAUCUUAUCUCAUUCGUAUGCCUUAGGAUGUGAUUGGUUACAAAUGCUUCUUCCUUCUUUAUCCUUAGGGUAAUGCAUUGGUUUGUGUACUGUUUAGAAAUAAAAUAUCUGAUAUAUUCUCAUUUAUCAAACGUGUAGUGAAACUACACACAUUGAUGUCACUUGCUUCAUCUCUCCUACGCUCCCACAAAGCCAAUACCAGCAGUAUCCUAGAUUCCAAAUAUAGAUAGCAGAGGUUCUUAACCUCUUUUUGGAAUCCCUACCAGAACACAAUCUGAGGAAUGCAAUAGCAAAUUUCUACUUUGUGUGAUACGUAAUGUUAAUUCACCAACUACCCGGAUUUCUCAAAAUUGUACGUAAUAAAGGAUGGAUCUUAAAUCUAUUCACUUGACAUAACCUUACUUAUAAGAAAAAGUCAGAAAAAAUUGCAAUAUCUAAUGCAUUUGAAAGAUCAGCUUGGGUAAGAUAUGGGUAAGAUAUAUCAUAGGUACACUCGCUGACUUUUUAAAGAAAGGUAGUAUUUUGGGUGCUUUUUGACUUUUUGAUUUACUCUUUAUUGGGUAGAAAAUUUGUAAAAAUUUACUUUUAUAACAUAAUUCCCUUAAGACCCAAUGGCAUCCCAUACUGUCAUCACAAACUGGUACUGGCAGACCAGGGGCAGCAUGUGUAGCAUUAUCAGCUUUGUUUAUUGAUUAGAUUCUUAUGUUCAGAUAAAUGGCUGUUGGUCAUGAACAAGUUAACAGGAUUUGUGAUCUCUAAAUAUAAAGCUCAUAAACUCUUAAACUCACAGGUAGUUGCCAGCUGUAGGUAUGUUACCUUGAUAAAAUAUUUAACUGUGUUCUUUCUCUGUUCCAGGAAACUUACAAUCCUGAAUGUGAGUUUGUGGAGAGAAUUCAUGAACUAGGUUAUAAUACAUAUGCUUCCCGCUUGUAUCGGACUGUUCCGAAUGGAGCUGGCACAAAACGCAAAGCCAGCGCAGAGAGACUUUGGUAUUUAUCCAUCAAUGGCAAAGGCCGACCUCGGCGUGGUUUUAAAACAAGAAGGACUCAGAAAUCUUCUCUGUUCUUACCAAGGGUGCUAGAUAACAAAGACCAUGAUGCAGUGCGGCUGUAUCAUACAAGCCCAAAGUACAGAGAAAGUAUUUUAAAACCCUCAAAAGGCAAUGGAAGAAAGAGGAGAGGACAUUGAGGGGAUAAAGAUGACUAAUUCUCCAAAAAAAAUUAAAAAUAGAACUCUAAGAAUGCAUCUUCGACAACAAGAAGAAAUUGUAGGACCACCCUAUCACGGAUAGCACAAUUUGUAUGGCUGAAAAUGAUGCAACAAACAAAUACAGUCAAUUGGGCAGUGACUGGUACAUGGAUACUUGAGUCAUCAGUUUGUGGGAGAUUUUUGCCUAACUAUUUGUCAUGCCCAAAUGAGGACCUGGCUCAUUAUGUUUAGACUUGUGCUACACAUAAUAUAUUUAAACAGCUACAUUUAAAUUAGACUGUGAUAUAUAUAUAUAUAUAUAUAUAUAUAUAUAUGUA
Messenger RNA from Pelobates cultripes (western spadefoot toad), 8746 nucleotides. The record is from the annotation of a GenBank genome assembly. Lineage: Eukaryota; Metazoa; Chordata; Amphibia; Anura; Pelobatidae.